Molecule: messenger RNA, 3822 nt
Organism: Talpa occidentalis (Iberian mole)
Lineage: Eukaryota; Metazoa; Chordata; Mammalia; Eulipotyphla; Talpidae
Gene: SNAPC1
Product: small nuclear RNA activating complex polypeptide 1
Exons: 10
Coding region: 39-1160 (373 amino acids)
Biological process (GO): snRNA transcription by RNA polymerase III; snRNA transcription by RNA polymerase II
Cellular component (GO): snRNA-activating protein complex
Molecular function (GO): sequence-specific DNA binding
Source: RefSeq, a predicted model, not a curated record
CCCGCGUCCCGCGGCUGGGCCGCUCGCGGCGGGUGGGCAUGGGGACUCCUCCAGGCCUGCAGGCCGACUGCGAGGCGCUGCUCAGCCGCUUCCAGGAGACCGACAGCGUGCGCUUCGAGGACUUCUCCGAGCUCUGGAGGAGCAUGAAGUUCGGGGCCAUCUUCUGUGGUAGAAUGAGAAAUUUAGAAAAGAACACAUUUACAAAAGAAGCAUUAGCUUUGGCUUGGCGAUACUUUUUACCUCCAUAUACCUUUCAGAUCAGAGUCGGUGCUUUAUAUCUGCUGUAUGGAUUAUAUAACACCCAACUGUGUCAACCAAAACAAAAGAUUAGAGUUGCCCUGAAGGACUGGGAUGAAGUUUUAAAAUUUCAGCAAGAUUUGAUAAAUGCGCAACAUUUUGAUGCAGCUUAUAUUUUCAGGAAGUUACGAGUAGACAGAGCAUUUCACUAUACAGCAAUGCCCAAAUUGCUGUCAUAUAGGAUGAAGAAAAAAAUUCAACGAACUGAAGUUACUGAAGAAUUUAAAGAUCCAAAUGAUCGUGUAAUGAAACUUAUUACUUCUGAUGUAUUAGAGGAAAUGCUGAAUGUUCACGAUCACUAUCAGAACAUGAAACAUAUAAUUUCAGCUGAUAAAUCCAAUCCAGACAAAGCCCUCAGUUUGAUAAAGGAUGAUUUUUUUGACAAUAUCAAGAACAUAGUUUUGGAGCAUCAGCAAUGGCACAAAGACAGAAAAAAUCCUUCCUUAAAAUCAAAGGUUAAAGAUGGAGAAGAAAAGAGGGACAAGAAUUCCCAAAAAUCAGAGAGAUGUGAAAGGGCAGAAUCAUUAGCGAAAAUAAAAUCAAAGGCCUUUUCAGUUGUUGUUCAGGCGUCCAAGUCAAGACGGCAUCGUCAAGUCAAACUUGAUUCCUCUGACUCUGAUUCUGCUUCUGGUCAAGGACAAACUAAAGCAAGUAGGAAAAAAAGAAAUAAAGAAACAUUGAAAUCAGCAGGAAGAAAGAUGUCUUCCAGAGAUGACAUACAGAAUGUCCCUAAAGAAGAUAAGUCUUUAAGUCUGAGUAUGCCUGUAAUUACAGAGGAGGAAGAGGAGAAUGAAAGUUUUAGUGAACCAGAGUUUACUGCACCCAAGAGGAAAAGAAAGCACAGAAUGAAGAGCCGGGUAUAGAGUUCUUAACUUUGAACUUUUUCUGACAGAAGAAAAGAUUUAUAUUUUGUGUAUUGUACAGGAAGAUUGCCAGUAUUAAAAAUAAUUCUUCUGGGAAAGUAGGCUAUUUCUUUGAAAUGGCAAUAUUUAUAUGGUUCUAGAAUAAAAGUACAAAAACUUAGAAUAAGGGUUUACUCCAGAAUUUAAUUUCAGCAUUUUCUUUUAUGACAUUUGCACAAAUAGAGAUAAAUUUGGAUUUAGAAUAUAAUAGAAAUAAUCCUGUAAUUUUCAGAUUAUUACUAUCUCCCACAACUUUUUCUGUUAUUAUACUGAUUACUAUAGUUCUGGUCAUAUUAACUAUUGUAUUUAAAAUCUUUUUUUCUUGAAAUACUAAUGUUUAUUACAUGUCAAUGGCUCUUUUAUAUCUAUAGCCUGAUAAUGGAUUCAUUUAUAUUUUAUUUUUUAUCAUUUUUAGCGAUAUUAUUUUAACUAUUUUAUAUGACUCUAAGUGCAAUAAAAUUUUUGCCUUAUUUGCUUUGUUUUUUCAAUAUAUGAAUCUUAUAUGGUGAGUAACUUAUAUGAUCAGUAACUUAGGUAGUUUGUGUUCUACUUCUGUAAUCAAUUAAAUAAUCUUUAGUACUUGUUUUAAAGUUCCCUUUGGCCUAACCUUUUUGUAUAUGUAUAUUUACAUGUAUAUAUACAUGAAUAUGUACAUCCCUAAAUAUACAUGUAAUACAUUCUGUAAGUACAACAUUUAAAUAUUGUUUCUAAUAAAACCUUAAGAGUAGUAAUGUAAAUUCUAGAAUGGUAUAGAAUUGGUACCCACAGAAAAAAAAUGCUGAGCCUUUGUGAAUGUUUUUCUCCAUUAAUUUCUCAUUUGAGACAUUUAAAUGGAAAUUACGUGAGCCAUGUUGUUGAAUUGCUCUCAGUAGCAGACCAUCUACAUUUCAUCUGGUUGGCUUAUCCUGUCUUAACAGUUGAUUACACUUUAUGUUGUUUUCCAGCAUUGUAUAUUUAGGAAUUCUGUAAAUAUCUUGUGUAUGAAAAUGGUGUGAUAUCUAUAAUGUUGUAAAAUCAAAAUGCUUAUGGUAUCCACAUAAAACUUUCCUUUAUUUGAAUCUAUGCUACCACAUAGCUACUAGACAAUAUUGUUUCCCUUGAUUGACAUGCAGAUGUUUCUGGUAAUAGGUGGGGCAUUUUUGGAAAGUAGACAUUUUGAGCAGAGCUUCUGGGAUUUGAAUAUUCUAGGGUUGGUGCACUUGGGGGUAUGGAUACAUCGUUGGCUACUACUUGUAUGCCAGAUUAUUUGCUAGAAUUUGUCUGAUCAUGAAAAUUCACUAUUUUUUUUCCCCAAUAGUUCUUACAAAAUACUAGGUAUUAUUUCACUUGUACAAUGGGGAAACUACUUCAGAAUGGUAAGUGCCUUGCCCAUAUUCACAAAAUCAAUAAGUGAUGCAUCUGGAAUAAAAAGACAGAGAGCUCUGCCCCAUAAUCUCAGGGUUAGUUUACAUAAGUCAAUAGAAAUGGAAAUUCAAAGAGACUUGACUGCCUGUAGUAAAACCCCACUUCAAAGUGACUUAAACAAUUGGUAAAGUUUAUUUUAAGACUUUCAGUUGCGUAUCAGUGUCAGGUGGCUCUGGUUGUGUAGUAUAUCAUUUUCCUCACGGAUUCAUGUACACAGGUUUGAGUCUUUAGGGAAAGCUUAAUAGCUGUAUAGGAAACUCUUCACCAGUCAGUUCCCAAGGAUCAAGGCCAACCUUGCAAGUAAGCAAUCUCAAGACUUCUAUGUUACCUUUUCCCUGUAUAGGUUUAUUUCAUUUUCACUAUUUCAAUGUUUUGGUGACCUUUAUGUGUAUAUUUUUACUCAUUUAUUGUUUGCUUGUCAAACUGUGUAUAUAUAAAAUUUUGUUACUUGCUGCCAAACCGAACUCCAAAAGAUGGCCAAUUUACAUUCCCACUGAUAAUAAUCCCUACAUGUCUAUUGCACUGAAUAUCAAUUUUGUAAUUGUUGCUAAUCGAAUAUAGCCUGAAUCUUAACAGAAAAAUGUAGAGAGUUAAAAUUAAUAAAAUUGUACUAAGCAGCUGUGAGCUGUCACAUGGUUACAUCUGACAGAGCACUUUAGCUGAUGGCACCUUUUUCAUGAAUAUAUUUUGAACAUAUGCUAUGAAUUAGUUCUUAGGUUGCUUUACAUGUGAAAUUGAAGUAUACUGGACAGAAUUUAAUAGAAAAUAAUCAUGUUUAAUAACAGAUUUUCAGAAUUAAAAUGAGUUCAAAUACUAGUUUUUUGUUAAGCUGUUUGUAUUGUCAAAUUGAUAAUUGAUCAUAAUAAAAUAACUAGCAACACGUAUAUGCAUGAUUUUAAUGUUAAAUACUUUAAGUAAUGUUUUGUAGAGUAUAGGGGUUGUCAGUGUGCAUAAGCAUAAAAUAUCUAUUUUAAAAUGCUACUUUGGAGCAAAGACUAUGCAUUGGAGCAAAGAAAGUUUGUUCAAUAAAUGGUGCUGGGAAAACUGGGUCGCUACAUGCAAAAGAAUGAAGCUUGACCACCACCUCACACCAUACACAAAAAUCAACUCAAAAUGGAUUAAAGAACUAGACAUAAGACCUGAAACCAUAAAAUAUAUAGAAGGAAAUAUAGGCGAAACACUACGUGAUUUGCACAUCAAAGACAUCUUUACAGACACA